AUGCGCUCUGCGCUCGCCAGCGAGUCGGGUGCGAUCAACCCCACCAGACCAUCGGUAGGGAAAAAGAGGGGGCGAAGGAAGACCCCACUAACAACGUCCGACGACGGCGGCGCGUCAUCUUCCAGCAUCGAGGUGCCGGAAAAGACGAUGGCCAUCGAGGAGGUGGCUCCGGUGGUUGCGGGGCCUGCCACAACGAAAGACACGAUGCCCGCUCCCCAGCGGCCACCAGUAAGGAGGAGAGGCGCAGUGUCACCAGCGACGUCGGUGGAAUCGAUGUCGACGUCGGCCGCGUCCCUGGCUAGCGGGGACGAGGCAUUCCGCGACCUCGACCUUGCGCUGGUCAAUCUGGCGAAGCUGCUGUCGACUGUGGCUGCCAAGGGCGCUGAGCCAGGCAGCAGCUACAGGAAAAGGCUCCGGGAGGGAGCCGCUAUGGUUAGGACAAAGCUGAUCCCCACCCUGUCCAAACUCGUCGGGCAGCUUGACUCCAGGGAGAGUCGCAUUCUGGAGGACUCCCCGGUCUUGCGAGAUGGGACUCCCUUGUCGCCGAUGCCUGCGCUGGCACACUCUGGGCCCCCCGCGAGGAAGAUGGACACCAGCGUGCCCUCACGAGCUGUGAUGAGUGUGGCGGCGCCCAUGCCAGCGCCCACUUCUGUGGCCCCUGUUUCACGAGUGCCUACUCCCGCACUCCCUCACCCCCCGCGGAGGGUUGAGUUAAGGCCUGCGCCGCCUCCCCAAAUAUCGGCCAUCCCUGCGUCCAUGCAGAGAGGAAGGUUAAGGCCUGCACCAGCGCAGGCUGAAGACAUCCGCUCGCCACUGGCGAGGAUGGUAGACGAGUGGCCGGCGCUGUCGCGGCCCAGGCCUGCGGAGCCGCCAAGCAGAGAAGAAAUGGUGGCCUGCAUCUCGCGGGCGGUGGCGGAUGAGGUCCGCAAACACUUUGCUGGCCUCGAGGAGAUGCUCCGCUCCUCGAAUGGUUCCGGAAAUUGCGUCCCGGCACCAAAAGCCACGACCGCCAUACGGGACUGGGCCGCGCAGCCGACCUCCACUUCUACCCCAUCCACCAGGGUGGCACGACGUGGAGGCCGGAACCAGAAUAUCAGAGGUGCGGGAGCCAAGAAUCCCGCCCCGAGAUCCCAACCACAGCCUCGUCCCCUUCCUCCUCCCCCGUCAAGCAUGGACGAGGGCUGGACAGAAGUGGUGAAGCGGGGUACCAAAGCACGGCGACAGACAGCAGCUCUGGCAGCUCCCCAAGAGGGUCGAGCGCCGACCGCUGCAGCCCGAAAUACAGCGCUGGCGGCCGUGGCUGCUCCCCGCGAGGGUCGAGCACCGGCCGCUAGCAAGAAGAAAAACAGAAAGAAGAAGCCGCGCGCAGCGGGAACAGAACACCAGCCGAUCGAACAAGCAGGUUUCCGUUCGGGUUUUUCCACAAUAGAUCAUAUACAUGUUAUACAACAAGUUAUAGAGAAAUAUAAAGAGUUCAAUAGACCACUGUACAUAGCUUUCAUCGACUAUGCUAAAGCCUUCGAUACAAUCAUGGUAGGAUUCCGCAUAGAAAACGUGCAUAACUGCAUCGGGACGGGACUCACAUCGGCAAGCAGCAGCCAGCAACAGCAAGACUACAUGAAUCGAGCACCGUAG
This is a messenger RNA of Bombyx mori (domestic silkworm), 1635 nucleotides long. RefSeq names its product serine/arginine repetitive matrix protein 1-like. The transcript is spliced from 3 exons. Bases 1 to 1635 code for a protein of 544 amino acids. The record is from RefSeq and is a predicted model, not a curated record. NCBI's taxonomy places the organism in Eukaryota, Metazoa, Arthropoda, Insecta, Lepidoptera, Bombycidae.